AUGUUAAAAUUAUUGAGGAGAAACAACGCAGCUGAGCUACAACAGUAUUUGUUUUUGCAUAACCCAACAGCUGUACUCUCUUCACCAAUUCCAGAUUGGGAGCCCAAUCCAGGACUAAGAUGGAUUAAGAAUAGGAGCAAUGAGUAUUUUCCCAUUCAUAUUUCAUGUUGGGAGAAUCAGUUAGAGCUAAUCAAGAUCAUGACUGAGGCAGAUCCUAAUGUUCUCAAGCAACGUACUAGUAAAGAAGUUGUAGUCAGAAAAGUCAAGAAUUGUGAGUUUGCUAUUGAUCAUGUGUCACCAUUUCUAUUGGCAAGUGCUGCCGGGAACGUAAGUGUUUUGGAAUUUCUAUAUGAAAUGGAUGCACAAUCGUUGCACAUGAAAGAUUUGGCAAACCAAACAGCGCUACAUUAUGCUUGCGAUGCAAAUGAAAAUUCAACUAUUGAAUGGCUGAUACAAAAAGGAAUCAAUCUUGAUGAUCAGAAUGAGAAUGGCUGGACAGCAGUACAUUUUGCCUGUGCGAGAGGUCAUGAUUCUACAAUCAAAUUACUGAAAGAGAAAGGAUGUGACAUAAAUGUAAAAGACAAGGGUACUUGUUGCCAGUGUUGA
Corticium candelabrum is the source of this 606-nucleotide messenger RNA. RefSeq lists its product as uncharacterized. The record is from RefSeq and is a predicted model, not a curated record. Gene Ontology annotation, cellular component: ciliary inversin compartment. Gene Ontology annotation, molecular function: protein binding. The coding region runs from base 1 to 606 and encodes 201 amino acids. Gene Ontology annotation, biological process: protein localization to ciliary inversin compartment. NCBI's taxonomy places the organism in Eukaryota, Metazoa, Porifera, Homoscleromorpha, Homosclerophorida, Plakinidae. The transcript is spliced from 7 exons.